AGACCAUCCUUUAUAUUCUACACUCAUAAUGGUAGCAGAAGAAGUUAAUCACGGAACCGACAUCGAAGAACCAGUCAAGCCAGCUACUGCUCCUGCUAGUAGCGCUCCGCCAAACCGCCACACGGUACAGGUGCAACCCCUCCAAAAGGACCAAAUGCAGCCAAGCUACGCUCAAACACUGGAGGUACCACGCAAUGAGCAUUCUGCAUAUGGAAGUUUCAUCAAUGGCCUCGGAUCUUGUAUCGGUUUCUUUGGUGCUAUACCAUGCUGUCCUUGUCCAAAUCCAUUUAAAGAAGUUGAUCAGGGUUCAGUUGGUCUUGUCAGUCGCUUUGGUGCAUUUUACAAAUCUGUUGAUCCUGGUUUGGUUAAGAUCAAUCUUUGCUCUGAAUCCCUUGAACGAGUCUCUGUCCGUACUCAAUUGGCCAACAUUAAGGACCAAGUAGCAAUCACAAAGGACAAUGUUACUGUUAGAGUUGACGGUGUUAUUUAUUACGUAGUACAGAAUCCUUAUAAAGCAGCGUACGCAGUUGAAGAUAUGAGAAAUUCCGUCAUUGAGCGCUCUCAAAUCACUUUGAGAUCAGUUUUGGGUUCGAGAAACUUACAAUCUCUGAUUCAAGAUAGAGAGCAAAUAUCUAGAGCCAUUGAAGAGAUCGUCACGUCCAUUACCCAAGAAUGGGGUGUCCUCGUUUCUAUCUCUAUACGUGAUGUACACCUCUCGGAAUCUGAUCAAGUCGCCUUGGCCGCUUCAGCACGUGCUACACGUCAAGCAGAAGCAAAGGUCAUCGCAGCUGAGGGUGAAGUAUCUGCAGCUAAGCUUAUGAAGAAGACAGCGGAAUUACUUGCUACUCCAGCAGCUAUGUCUAUUAGACACUUGGAUGCACUUCAAAACAUGGCAAAGACUUCUAAUGCUAAGACUAUCUUCGUACCAAUGUCAGCAGACGGUGUCUCUGGUUUGACACAAGGUAUGGGAGCCAGUCAAGCAUCUGGAAGUGGCAGCCAAGGCCAAUCCAAUAACCCUGUGGCACGUACUGCUCAGAUUCACGCCUUGGAAAAUGCUUAAGUCACUAGCUACUGUUAAUUUACAACAAGACCAAAGAACAUUAAUAAUGGAACCGUUACGAUAAUUUUACUUUAUUUUUAUUCGUUUAUUACUAAAUUUGUACGUAAG
Molecule: messenger RNA, 1168 nt
Organism: Wallemia mellicola CBS 633.66
Lineage: Eukaryota; Fungi; Basidiomycota; Wallemiomycetes; Wallemiales; Wallemiaceae
Exons: 4
Coding region: 29-1060 (343 amino acids)
Cellular component (GO): plasma membrane
Source: RefSeq, a predicted model, not a curated record